GAGGAGGAGGAAUCAAUAUAUAUUUAAGUAAUAACUGUUGAAAUAGUUAUUUGGGUAUAAUGUUUGAACCCAGGUGGCUGCCACUAAGCUCCCACAAACUGAGAGCACUGAGUAGAUUGUUUUUCUGUUAGUGAUUUCAGAAAAUGAAGAUGAAACUGUGGUUGACGUUGGUGCUGGUAUUUGGUGUUGCUGUGGUCUUUGCUGAAGAUGAUGACGAUGUUGUGGAAGACGAAGAUGAUGAAAGUCCAGUAACAAAUGAGGCUGAGCCAAGUACUCCACCGCCACCUAAGGUCACUUAUAAAGCUCCUGUUCCAAUUGGACGAGUGCACUUUGCAGAAUCAUUUGAUAAAGGCACUUUGGAUGGCUGGGUCCGAUCCAAAGCCAAAAAAGAAGACACUGAUGAAGAUAUUGCAAAAUAUGAUGGAAAGUGGGAAGUGGAAGAUAUGAAGGACACUAAACUCCAUGGGGACAAAGGAUUGGUUUUGAAAACUCGUGCCAAGCAUCACGCGAUUGCUGCUUUGUUGAACCAACCAUUUGUGUUCGAAGAUAAGCCACUUUUUCUUCAGUAUGAAGUGAAUUUUCAGAAUGGAAUUGAAUGUGGUGGAGCAUACAUUAAGUUACUGUCGAAAACCAAAGACCUAACUCUGGAGAAAUUUUAUGACAAAACCCCUUACACCAUCAUGUUUGGCCCAGACAAGUGUGGUGAAGAUUACAAGCUCCAUUUUAUCAUCAGGCAUAAGAACCCAAAAACCGGCGAGUUUGAGGAAAAGCAUGCAAAACGUCCUGAUGUGGACCUGAAAAGCUAUUAUACAGACAAGAAGACUCACCUAUACACUCUCGUGCUCAACCCUGACAACUCAUUUCAGGUCCUGAUUGACCAAACUGUUGUUAACAGUGGCAGCCUACUAGAAGACAUGACUCCACCUAUUAAUCCGCCAAAAGAGAUUGAAGAUCCUAAUGAUCAGAAGCCUGAAGACUGGGAUGAGAGACCAAAAAUUUCUGACCCUGAUGCAGUCAAACCUGAUGAUUGGGAUGAAGAUGCUCCUGAUAAGAUUCCUGAUGAGAGUGCUGUGAAGCCAGAAGGCUGGCUUGAUGAUGAGCCCGAGUACAUUGCUGAUCCUGAUGCUGAAAAACCAGAGGACUGGGAUGAAGAAAUGGAUGGAGAAUGGGAGGCUCCUCAAAUAGCCAAUCCAAAAUGUGAAUUGGCUCCUGGGUGUGGCAUGUGGAAGUUGCCAAUGAUCGAUAACCCAGAUUACAAGGGGAAAUGGAAAGCUCCAAUGAUUGAUAAUCCCAAUUACCAGGGUAUCUGGAAACCAAAGAAGAUUCCCAAUCCCAACUACUUUGAGGAUCUGCAUCCAUUCAAGAUGACCUCCUUCAGCGCUGUUGGCUUGGAGCUCUGGUCAAUGACGUCUGAUAUCUUCUUUGACAAUUUUAUAAUCUGCUCUGACAGGGCAGUGAUUGACCAAUGGGCUUAUGAUGGUUGGGGUCUGAAGAAAACAGCAGAGGGUACUGCUGAGUCAGGAGUAGUUGGACAGCUGAUGUCAGCAGCUGAAGAGCGCCCGUGGCUUUGGAUUAUAUACAUCCUGAUCAUUGCCUUACCCGUGUUCCUGGUUAUUGUAUUCUGCUGCACUGGAAAGAAAGAUGCUGCUGCAGAGUACAAAAAGACUGAUGCUCCACAACCUGAUGUAAAGGAUGAAGAGGGAGAGGAGAAAGAAGAGCAGAAGGAGGAAGAAGAGAAAAAUGAUACAGAAGAAGAGAAAAAUGAUACAGAAGAAGAAAAGAUAACUGAAGAGAAGCAGAAUAAUGAUACCGAGGAUGCUGUGGAAAAUGCCAGCCAGGAUGAGGAUGAGGAGGAGCAGAAGGGGACAAGGGAGAAGCCAAGCGCAGAGCAUGAUGAUGAAAAGAUGGACAGUGCCAAUGCAGAGCCACAGAAUGACUGAGAUGUUACUGUCAUAAUAUCAUUUGGGCAUGACUUUGGAUAUCAAAGGCGAGACCAUCAUUUCUGGGAUUUGAGAGCUGAACUUUUUACAGGAUUACAUGAAGAAAAAGUACGCGCAACAAUAAAAACCAUACUGACCAAACACUAGCUAGACCAGGUUAUCGUAUGUGUUCAGUGAGGGCUGAAAUCUGAAUUGAAAUGUGCUUUAUGUAUGCACAAUGUUAGAAACAAAUUCCUGCUUACUUACAGUCUAAAAACUAUGUUGGUUAAGUUCCUGGUAAUUGUCAAUUAGAUUUCAGGCUUGCUAAAUUUUAGAAAUGUUUAUUCAGGUCUUUGCCCUAUUGCAAAAAGCCAGCCCAGACGAUCGAAUGAGUGGGGUGUGUGGGCAAUCUACUGGCACUCUAUAUCAUGUUACUAGCUUUAACUGCAGGCAAUGUUGUAUUUGCAUUGACCACUUUUGCAAAAAGUCCUAAAAUGAAAUCCUGUUAAUUCCAACAGAAAUGCUUCCUAGUCUUGUGUCCUGAUAGUAUCUGGAAUAGGGAGGUUAAUGUGGAUUGAGUCCAUUUCCAUUACACAUCCUAAUCAGUCUUGAACUUGUUCCUGCAUCAUCCUUAUCGGAGCAGUUAGCAGAAGCUUAAUAUGCCAGCUUUAUUGACCUGUGCCAGCCUUCCCAUCAGCUCUCUGUUAAACCAACUCCCUCACUUCCUCAUCAUGAAAAUGUGGGAGGAAGAAUUUGCAUCUCCCCAAUCUGAAACCAGUACUGUUAUCGUCCUGUUUUGAUCUAUUGUCACACCGCCCUUUUCCCUUCACGUCCACUUUGCCCUCUUUCCUUUCAGAGUUGAAAAGAUUUUAGAUCUUUAAAUCUAUCUGAGGUGGGAGGGAAUGGGGGUUAGGUAGAAAGUUAAAUAAUCCCACAGAAAAGCAUUGAACAGUAUUAAUUUUAUAAUACAUGGCUAAGCAUGCACAGAUAAACACUGUCUUUUCAUUGUGGAACUUGGUUUGUCUGUAUCACACCAUUAUGAUAAAAGUAAUGACUACCUAGAUGAUUAGAAGAUACUCAACAUAAAAAUAAUGCAACACCUCAUGGUGCCAGUGUGGUGUAACAUUUGUAUUUUAAAAUUCUUGGUGAAUUCAGUCCCACCUGAGCUACUGUACUUUUUCCUUUUCCUCUCAAUAUGUAAUUCACUUUCAAAGCUUCUGUCACUUUUUUGUGCAGUAUCUUGGAGGCAUAUUGAUGAAAUCCUUUAGUAGGGGGAGAAAGGGUAUGUUGAUGUAGAUUAGACCAAUAUACCUCACUCCUGGGUGAAAUUUUCAGGCACGUCUAAUGAUAGCAAGCACAUAGUAAUACCAGUUUAUAUCAGGAAAUAUUCAUUGUGUAUUUACAUAUUUCUAUUCCAGUUCCCAGUCCCUCUUGCUGAGUUACAAGAGCAGUGUGGUCUUUGCUCUCAAACAUUUCCUGCUGACCAUGUUCUACUGCACUGAAUUGUCUACAUUUUUUUCUUUUUGCUGCUGCCAUUUGAAGUUCAUUGAAGGGAUCUAACUCAAUUAACUACAGUACUUGUAGCAAACCUGCCACCCUCUCCCCUCCCUGGCUGAGCUCCAUAAAUAUUUAAUUUGUCUGGUUUAAUUUUGGGUAAUCAUGAACUGUAAUCAUUUGUAGAGUUUGUAGUGUUUUAUUCUGGCUGGGGAUAUGCUAAAGUUACUGUAAUAUUGGUAGUUUUGUGUUUGAGAAGAAAUGGAAAAUGUGGCCUUGACAGUCACAGUGAAAACAGAAAAGCUACUCCAUGGUCCUGUAGGAUGCCCAGAACAUAAAUGGAGGCUUUUUAAUUAGAUCAUGUCAUGACUCUACCUUUUGAAUAUGUACUUUGGUGUUUAAAGCAUCUAUUAGCUUUCUGGCUAUAUAUUUUUCACUCUGCUUUUAUAAGCAGUUGAAAGUUCUAAAUGAAGAAGCUCAGAUAGUACGGAGACUAUCUCACUGUCACCAUUAAAGUCUUAUUACCGUUGUUGAAUGCCAGUGUAAUUUCCAAUUAAAAUACCCAAGGGAGGAUUUCAAAACUCAAACACCAAGGUUUUAAUAUAACAACUAAAGGUUAAAUGCCAUCUUUCUCUCAUGUUCACAAGCUACCUUACUGUACACAUGUAUAAUAAGACAGAUCCUUCAACUUUGUUGUGAAUGGUUUGUAACUGUGUGAAACUUUGAACAGUGGAUUGCAACAAGCAAUAUUUGGCAAGUCUGAUCUCCGUGAUCUCCAGUUAAAUAUGCUUUCUGAGUUGGCAAAAGUUCACUUUUAUUUCAAUUCACUAUUUUCAGUACAAUGUUGUCAAUUUAUAAUUUGAGGUCUAAUGUUCACUUUUUAAAAAAAGAAAGAUAUUACAUACUUUUGCCACCUAGUUUGAAGGAUCUCCAUUCUAUUGGAUGGAUGACUUGAGUUGUGUAGACAUACUAACCCCCUGAUGGUUCAGCAGUAGCACACAAUGAUCUUCAGAGAUGUUUUAUAAGUUUUAAAAAUGCUGAUUAUGUAUAGAGAUUGGUAUUAGAUAAAAUUGACUCUGUUUGUAUCCCAGAUUAAGUUAUGCUUGAGUACAUUCCUUACAGGAAUGCAAGUUCAAGAUCAUGUGAUUUAAAUGAUUCCUGCAACUAAAAUAUUAAUUAAAA
Molecule: messenger RNA, 4595 nt
Organism: Hypanus sabinus (Atlantic stingray)
Lineage: Eukaryota; Metazoa; Chordata; Chondrichthyes; Myliobatiformes; Dasyatidae
Gene: canx
Product: calnexin
Exons: 15
Coding region: 144-1940 (598 amino acids)
Biological process (GO): protein folding
Cellular component (GO): endoplasmic reticulum; endoplasmic reticulum membrane
Molecular function (GO): calcium ion binding
Source: RefSeq, a predicted model, not a curated record